This is a messenger RNA of Alternaria arborescens, 1671 nucleotides long. RefSeq lists its product as hypothetical. The record is from RefSeq and is a predicted model, not a curated record. Lineage: Eukaryota; Fungi; Ascomycota; Dothideomycetes; Pleosporales; Pleosporaceae. The transcript has 5 exons. Bases 1 to 1671 code for a protein of 556 amino acids.
AUGUCACCUUUGUGUCGGAAGUUUGCACUUACAGCAUUCUGCUUACUGAGUGGGCAGGCCGCAUACGCAGCAUCGCUCUUCAACCUGCAGGAUCUGGUAGUCGAUCUAGGCUAUGGCAUCUACCAGGGCGCUUACAACUCAACUACACAUCUCAAUAUCUGGAAAGGCAUUCGCUACGCAGCACCCCCAGUUGGUGACCUCCGCUGGCGAGCACCAGCGGCCCCCGUUGUCUCUUCAAAUAACAUAGUGGACGCUAUCGAAUUUGCACCAGGAUGUCCUCAAGCCGCUCCUGCGCCAUUUCCCGUUAUCCCGGCGCCAUCUGGUAGUGAAGAUUGCUUAUUUCUCAACGUGUAUGCGCCUAGGCGCAAGGAACAAGCUAAGCUUCCAGUGCUUGUCUGGGUCCAUGGUGGUGGUUACGGGUUUGGAAACGGGCAGCAGGACAUGACUGAGAUCAUCAACGAUAAUGGUAACAGUUUUAUUGCUGUCUCUAUCCAAUAUAGACUCGGGGCUUUCGGAUUUCUCUCGUCGAAUGAGAUCCAGCAGAAUGGUGCUCUCAACGUUGGUAUCCUUGAUAUGGCUUUCGCGCUGCAGUGGGUGCAGGAUCACAUCGAUCAUUUUGGAGGUGACAAGUCACGAGUCACUGUUGCUGGUCAAAGUGCUGGUGCUGGUGGUGUGACGCUACUUGGUAUCGCGAAGAAUGGCACCCUAGGUACUUCACUAUUCAGAAACAUUAUUGCUGCCUCGCCCUAUCUUCCACCACAGCACAAAUUCGAUGCUUCAGCCCCAACACGACAGUAUGAGAGCUUUUCCACUAGCGCUGGAUGUGCGAACUCAACCGAGACGCUAUCCUGUCUGCGCAGCAAGGAUUCACUCACACUGCAGACCGCAAACUCAGACGUGAACGCUGCCAAUUUUUAUGCGAUUCUCUUGCAGAAGGACUCGUCAAUGGCGAGAACAUGCUUGUCGGCAACAACGCUAACGAAGGGCCCCACAAUUGAUAGUACCGAUGCACUUCAAGCAUGGCUGCGAAAUGCCUUCCCCUCAUCUGCUUCAACAGAACUCGAAGCCAUCCUCGCCGCCUAUCCGCUAUCCAAUCUGACAAAAAACGACACGUUCGCAACCACGGGUCUCGGCCCAGUGACAGCCCUCGAUACCAGCUCAUUUGCCUUAGGCAUACAACAGCGCGCAUACAACAUCUACGCCGAAGCGACCUUUGUGUGUCCGUCAUACUGGCUUAGUGGCGCCUUUGCAACAAACAAUCGCACCGCAUUCCAUUACCAGUACUCUGUACCCGGCGCGCUACACGGCAGCGAUUUGACUGCAUACUUUGGCCCUGCAACGGCUAGCCAGCCACGUUCCUUCACUGCCGUUUUCAGACAGAUCUGGGGCCACUUUAUCACGGCGGCAAACCCGGCCACUGCAAAGGGUCUCACGAAGCUCACGUGGCCGGCAUGGACAGCAAAUGGACAUAGCAAGAUGCUUAAUCUCAACACCACAGGCGGUGUGCCUUACUCUGCUCCGCAAUUGACAGGAACUACCAUUACAGAAUAUACAGGUCCUGGGCUACAAAAUGAUUUCAGCGUUGUUGAUGCGCUGAAUUGGGAAGGUAAUAGAGGUGCGAGGUGUGAGCUUUGGAGAAGGAUUGCCAGUAAGAAGGCGGAGAAGAAUUAA